AAGGGUUUGGUCGCGAACAUAUCCAUAAGCAUGAAUCAGAAGACGAGAAUGAACGUAUAUUUGGGACUACUUUAUCCUAUAUCCUAUCUUCAUUUACUGUUACCUCAAUCCCAAUCCAUCCAAUCUCCAAAUUCGAUUUCAGACGUGAAUCUAGUAGAAAUAGAAAUAAUCAAUACGGCCAUAACAUUGAAUUAGAACAUGAUGAAGUGUACAAUUCUAAAAAUAGACAUAGCAAUGGAUACAACAGGGAUAAUGAGAUUGUUAAUGGGCAUGUUCUCAAGGAUGAUAUUGCAGAAAUCAAUCAUGAUGAUGAAGACUAUAGACACAAUCAUUUAAGCGCGUUUAAAGGAGGAUAUAAUAAAUACAGAUUUGAAAAUGGAGAAGAGUUUGAUGACCAGGAACAUGAAUUUAAAGAUGG
Messenger RNA from Scutellospora calospora, 418 nucleotides. Lineage: Eukaryota; Fungi; Glomeromycota; Glomeromycetes; Diversisporales; Gigasporaceae. The record is from the annotation of a GenBank genome assembly.